Lodderomyces theae is the source of this 3765-nucleotide messenger RNA. RefSeq names its product SKI complex RNA helicase subunit (gene SKI2). The record is from RefSeq and is a predicted model, not a curated record. Gene Ontology annotation, biological process: nuclear-transcribed mRNA catabolic process, 3'-5' exonucleolytic nonsense-mediated decay. The coding region runs from base 1 to 3765 and encodes 1254 amino acids. Gene Ontology annotation, cellular component: Ski complex. Gene Ontology annotation, molecular function: RNA helicase activity; RNA binding; ATP binding. NCBI's taxonomy places the organism in Eukaryota, Fungi, Ascomycota, Pichiomycetes, Serinales, Debaryomycetaceae. The transcript has a single exon.
AUGCUUAUAGAAGAGCUCACCGGCAAUAAGGACUCCCCAUUGAGUGCGGAUCCGUACAAAGAUGCAACGUAUACUUUUCCAAAGCCAUCCAAAGAUGAAAAGAAUAAACAACUCAUUGACGACUUUUUGAAGCCAUCCGCAGAAUUGAAUUGGGAAUUGCUUGAUCUUGUACAAACGAAACCAGACGUCAACAGAGAAAAGAUUAUUCACAAUUUGGUAAUUAACCCGUCCAGUCUAAAUCGGACAAAGAUCCGUUUCAAGAGAUCUGGAAUUCAAGGAAAAAUCUCGGGCUACCGUGAAGAAGUUGAUCUCAAUCAAGUGAAUGCCACCGGGUCAAAUUCUUUGAGUAUCAACAGAGACUACUCUUCAAAAAGCGAAAGCAUAAGAGGAAAGUCAGGGUUUCUACCCUUCCAACCGGGUGGUUUGUUACAGCAAGCCUCGAUAGAUCGUGAAGUCAAAGAUACCACAGCAAACUUGCAUAGAAAUGAGUAUGGGUUGUUUGAUGUGCCACCAGGACUCUCACGAGGGUUGGAAGUUGGGGACACACAAAAUCUAGCAGACUUAGAUGACUUGCAGAAGGAAGACGUGGAUCUGAAUGAAGAAACAAAUGAAAUUGUUAAGGAGCGUACUUUAUUGGAUAGAGUGCAUAACGAAAACACAAAGUCUGAACCAAAGGCAGAGCUCCCUUUUGAUGCAAAUGAAAUAGAAGGAUUGGUACCGUUUGAUUACAAGUCAUAUAGAUAUGACGAGAAGAAACCGGUGGAGAAGCGUGACUGGGCUCACGUAGUCGACUUGGAUCACAAAAUUGAGGACUUCAACGAAUUGGUCCCCAAUAUGGCGAGAACAUGGCCCUUUGAACUUGACACUUUCCAAAAGGAAGCAGUGUUUCAUUUAGAACAAGGUGAUUCUGUAUUUGUGGCCGCUCACACUUCUGCAGGUAAAACAGUUGUGGCUGAGUAUGCAAUUGCAAUGGCAAAGAGGAACAUGACAAAGUGUAUAUACACAUCCCCUAUCAAAGCAUUGUCUAAUCAAAAGUUUAGAGAUUUCAAAGAAACAUUCAAGGAUAUAGAUGUUGGAUUGAUCACUGGUGAUGUUCAGAUCAAUCCUGAAGCCAACUGUCUCAUUAUGACAACUGAAAUUUUGCGAUCGAUGUUGUAUCGUGGAGCGGAUUUGAUUAGAGAUGUUGAGUUUGUCAUUUUUGAUGAAGUGCAUUACGUGAAUGAUAUAGAUCGUGGUGUCGUUUGGGAAGAAGUGAUCAUCAUGUUACCUGACCAUGUCAAGUACAUUUUACUAUCGGCCACUGUUCCAAACACGUUUGAGUUUGCCAAUUGGGUUGGUAGAACGAAACAGAAGGACAUCUAUGUUAUUUCAACACCAAAAAGACCCGUGCCAUUGGAGAUCUUCAUCUCAGCAAAAAACAAACUAUUCAAAGUAGUUGACUCAAAUAGGAGGUUCCUUGAGAGCGAAUUUAAGGCUCACAAAUCUUUGCUUGAAGCGGGAAACACUAAAAAGGCACUUCCAUCAACUACAAUGGGCUCUGGAAGUAGAGGUGGACCAGGCGGAACAGCGAGAGGUGGUAACAAAGCAGUUGGAAGAGGUGGCAGAGGCGGGGAUGGCCGUGGCGGUCAUGGCGGUCGUGGCGGUCGUGGCGGUCGUGGAGGACUGUCCAAUCACGGAAACUUUUCCGGUCCGAGGAGGUUCGGCACUGAUGGUCCAAACAAAAACACAUGGCCAGAAUUGGUACAUUAUAUGAGGCUGAAUAAUUUGCUACCAGCAGUUAUAUUCGUGUUUUCGAAAAAGAAGUGUGAAACAUAUGCUGACUCCUUACACGGUGUCGAUUUCUGUACCGCCAAGGAAAAAUCUGAAAUCCACAUGUUCAUAGAUCGAGCAGUUGGAAGAUUGAAAAAGGAGGAUCGUGAAUUGCCGCAAAUUUUGAAGAUUAGAGAGAUGCUUAGUCGAGGAAUAGCCGUACACCAUGGAGGUCUAUUGCCUAUUGUGAAAGAAUGCAUUGAAAUAUUGUUUGCCAAGACGUUGGUGAAAGUCUUGUUUGCCACAGAAACUUUUGCAAUGGGAUUGAACUUGCCCACCAGAACAGUUGUGUUCAGCUCGACCAGAAAGCACGAUGGUAGGGGGUUUAGAAAUCUUUUACCGGGUGAAUUUACUCAAAUGUCUGGGAGAGCUGGUAGAAGAGGUUUGGAUGCUACAGGUACUGUGAUUGUCAUGGCCUACAAUGAAGCAUUAUCGCCUACCGAUUUUAAAGAGGUUGCAUUGGGAACUCCUACAAAAUUGCAAUCUCAGUUUAGGUUGACAUAUAAUAUGAUCUUGAACUUGCUCAGGAUCGAAGCGUUGAAGGUUGAAGAAAUGAUCAAGCACUCAUUCAGUGAGAACUCCACCCAGGUUCUACUUCCCGAGAACAAAAAGCGUCAUGAGGCUUUGACAAACACAAUAAGCAGCUUAGUUUUGUCACCAUGCAAGGAAUGCGAUUUGAAGAAUGUCGAGGAGACUUGCAAGCUCAUGCUUGAGUAUGAAGACGUUUAUGGUCAAUGUGUGGUUGACAUUCAUAAAUCGCCGAUAUUGAAGUCACAAUUGUUGAGGAUUGGAAGACUCGUGUGUUUCCGUGACAAAGAGUCAGUAUCGAGAAUUGGAUUUGUUGUAAAGUCUGACAGUGUUAAUGACAGUAUAUUCUUACUCACAUUCCAUCACGGAAGUGCAUACGACACAACCGAGGAGAAUUUCAAGUUGCCAUACAUACCAAUCCGUGACUACUUGGUGAAUAACUUUGCCAAAAUUAGAUACGGUGGUGGCCUAAAAGUAGUGUCGGUACCAUACGAGAGCGUUCAAUUUAUUUGCAAAUAUGCCUUGAAGGUGCCUAUUGGACGAGUUGUGGAAAACAACAGUGAAGACGUUAAGCAAGCGGAGGAGCAAAUAAGAUUGAUUCUCAGGAGUCAAAACAGGCUAGAUGAAAUCAGCUUCGCUCAAACGAAUCAGAUCUCUCUCCAUGAUAUGUGCGUUGAGAAGGAAAACAUUUAUGCAAAGAUCUAUGAGUUGCAAGCGUACACUUGUUCGAACUUUGCCCAGCAUUAUGCCGAGUAUCGAAAAAUGCAUCUUCUUCAAAAGGAGUUGGAGGGACUUGAAAAGUUAAUCUCAGAUGAGAAUUUGGAUCUCUUGCCAGACUAUGAACAAAGAUUAGAAGUCCUCGAGACUCUUGGUUUCAUUGACGAAAAGCACAAUGUAGUGUUGAAAGGAAGAGUCGCAUGUGAAAUCAACUCUGGUUGGGAGUUGAUCCUUACUGAGUUGGUCCUUGAUAAUUUCCUUGGUGAUUUUGAACCGUCUGAGAUUGUGGCACUUUUAUCGUGUUUUGUUUAUGAAGGCAGAACUCAAGAAGAAGAACCACCGUUGAUUACACCUAGGUUGGAGAAGGGUAAAACCAGGAUACUAGAGAUUGCCGACAAGUUGCUUCGAGUGUUUAUUGAAAAGAGAGUGUCUUUGACGUCAGAGGAGGAAGAUUUUGUCGAGAGUAAACGAUUUGCGUUGGUGAAUGUUGUAUAUGAAUGGGCUAAUGGGUUGAGUUUUAACGAAAUCAUGGAAAUUAGCGUUGAGUCCGAAGGUACGAUUGUCAGAGUCAUUACUCGAUUGGAUGAAAUAUGCCGUGAGGUGAAGAAUGCUGCUUUGAUUAUUGGCGAUUCGAAAUUGCAUUUGAAGAUGGCUGAAGCACAAGAAAAGAUCAAGAGAGAUAUCGUAUUCUGUGCAUCGCUAUAUCUAUAG